GAGUGGUCAGUGCCACUGAAAGAAGUUUUAUUACUCCCAAGGGAAGGGGGCACAUCAUGCCAUGCAGGGCCACACAGGGAAGUACCAGGGUCAGUCAGGAGGCACAAGGAGCAAGGGGAGAAUAUGGCCCAGAACCUUUACUGUGGUUUCUGUGGGAAGAAAUGGGUGAGGCAGAGUAGGCAAGUCUGAACAAACCUAGGAGUGGAUAGUUUGAAUAAGGUUGGUCUCUUAGUUGUCCAGUUCUUGGCCCUGGGGUGAUUUAGGGCAGGGGAAAUAUUGGCUUGGUAUGUGGGAGUUAGAUAAAGGAAGUGGUUGGGAUGUGGGCUUUGGAUCAGUUGCUUUGUACAUGGCAGGCAGGUUCAUAGGCAAGUUGUUUGUUACUCUAGGAAUUAGUUCACCCUGGGAGGAACAGUUCCCUCGGGGCUGCAAGGCCCCAAGAUGUCAAAGCAUCAUAAAAUACACAACAUAAAAAACAUGGUUAACACACAUUCCUUUCCUAGGAACCCUCUGCUCACAGCUCUAGUCGCCCCAGAAAAUGUCCUUCUUUAUGAAAUAAGUUCUGUAGUGCCUCUCUCAACACUCUGCCACCACCCAUGCCCCUGAGCCCCCAAGUCUGGUACCUGUAACAUGACCCCUUCCCUGUCCCUGUGGCACUGACACAGGCACCCAAUCUACAGAGUGGCUGGCCACCUAUGACCAAUGUGCCUGCCUCAAAGAGAUGAACUGGGCCGAUCAGAUUUCCUCUCUUAAGGAUUUAAAAUAAAAGCCACAAAAGGAGAUGGCCACUUGAUGUUAAGGUGAACCGGGGGGGCCCUGAAGUAGACUCAGGGCCUUUGCAAGCCACGUGUGCUGUGCUCCACCCUUCCUGCCACUCUACACCUCCUCCAAAAUACUACAAAUAGUCCAUAAUAACUAUCUGGAGCUAGUGCUAGAGUUUUGUUUUGUUUUGAAUGUUUCUUUCAAGUACCAAGAUUAACAGAUAUUCACAGAGAUUGACAAACUGUAGUAAACAGGUCAGAACGGAUCAAGCCUGGGAGAGAGGGUGCAAUGAUAUCCUUUUUUAAGCCCCCAAACGUGUUGCAAAGUGUUUUAAAUUUCAUAUAAACGUUUAAAGGACCACAUAAAGACAAUCCAGUGCAAAUGCAUCUUGCAGUUUCAAAGGCAUUUCCAGCUGCUUUUUAAAGUUCUCACACUGGGCUACAGAGCUGCAAAAAAUCUCCAGGCGGAUCCACCUACUGCUCCCCCUCCCUUGGGUAGCGCUGAACCAAAUCCGCAGACUUUGUCGAUUGCUUCUGCCUGGGCAGAUCCGCCUGGAUCAACUGCUCUUGUCUGGCCCGUCCCCGGGCGCGGUAAAAGCGUUUGAAUCCAGCCUGGUGGCCGCAGCGACAUCCUCAACCCUCACAGUCCUGACCGGCCUCAGCCGCCUCCUCUUUCUUUUACAUCCCUGACUCUCCCGAAUCACCAAGAGUGGAAACGGAGAAGCUCAAGCCGCCGCCAUGUCCGAGGCUUAUUUCCGGGUGGAGUCGGGUGCGCUGGGGCCUGAGGAGAACUUUCUUUCCUUGGACGACAUCCUGAUGUCCCACGAGAAGCUCCCGGUGCGCACAGAGAUCCUUAUGCCGCGCCUCGGCACUUUCUUCCUAGACCGGAGCGGAGGGUCCGAGGCUGACAACGCAAUCCCUCAGGGCUCAAAGCUUGAACUCCCCUUGUGGCUGGCAAAAGGACUUUUUGACAACAAGCGCCGGAUCCUUUCUGUGGAACUUCCCAAAAUCUACCAGGAGGGUUGGAGGACCGUGUUCAGUGCAGAUGCCAACGUGGUGGACCUCCACAAAAUGGGACCACAUUUCUACGGGUUCGGCUCCCAACUCCUGCAUUUUGACAGUCCAGAGAACACAGACAUCUCCCAGUCUCUCCUGCAGACGUUUGUUGGACGUUUCCGCCGCAUCAUGGACUCCUCCCAGAAUGCUUACAACGAAGACACUUCGGCGCUGGUAGCCAGGCUAGAUGAGAUGGAGAGAGGCUUGUUUCAAACAGGGCAGAAAGGACUGAAUGACUUUCAGUAUUGGGAGAAGGGGCAGGCCUCUCAGAUCACAGCUUCCAACCUGGUUCAGAACUACACGAAGAGAAAAUUCACUGACAUGGAAGACUGAAGGCCAGAAGAACACAGAAUUGCUCCCUGUAGACUUAUCCCUCUGUGUGUCCUUGAUAGGAGCCUAGUUGACCUUGUAUAGGGCCAGAAUCAUGUCCCAUCUUGUGACUUAUUCCCAGCAGCACUGUCGGGAGUGCUACCAUCUGGUGGGGAAACAACAUGCUGGAGGAUGUCCCUGGCCCUAUAAGUCUUCCAGGACUAUCCCACCUGCUGACCCACAGACCAGACCUACUUAGCCCAGGAACCCACAGCCAAGGAGAAACCAAAGUCCUUCAUAAAUAAGGAUCAUGAAUGCAUAUAUCGCAAUAGAGUUGGAACUGGGAUUCCUCGUGCCUGGGAGUUUGGACAGCCUUAGAUAUCCAGUUUCACUAGCUCCAAAGGACAGGUACAAAUGGGCCUUCCUAACCUGUUCACAAAAUGUCCUCUUGAGCUUAAUUGCCUCAUCUUCCUCAUGGUUGCACAAAGGACAGUACCCCCAGGAUGCUGGCUCUACUUGUAACUAUCUCCUGCCACCUGCCUAUGGGGAGUUACCCAGUUUCAAAAAACAGUUGCCAAGAAUAAGGAAGGAGGGCUUCCCUGGUGGCGCAGUGGCUGAGAGUCCGCCUGCCGAUGCAGGGGACGUGAGUUAUGCCCUGAUCUGGGAAGAUCCCACAUGCCGCGGAGCGGCUAGGCCUGUGAGCCAUGGCCACUGAGCCUGCGCGUCCGGAGCCUGUGCUCUGCAGCGGGAGAGGCCACAACAGUGAGAGGCCCGCAUACCGCAAAAAAAAAAAAAAAAAAAAAGAAUAAGGAAGGAAAAUGGAAAGCCCCGUGAGUGGCAAGGCUUUUACUAAAGAGAAGACAUUGCUUUCCUCUUCUGUGAGGAGGGCUUCAUGAACUGGACUUCACGCCUAGGCGGAAAUGGUUAAACUGAGCUUGUUUUUGCCUCUAGAUCUUUAGAGCCCCCGCACAGUUAUUCCAUGCUCUCCCUAGGAAAGCUGUCAGGGAGUUGUUUGGAAUCACAAAGUAGUUGUUAAAGGGUGUUAACCAGCCCUUAUUACAUUGAAAUCAGGGCUUCAGGGUUGCUGGUUAUGAAGAGCCCUGUUUGAGAAGCUUAGCAUGGCAGAUGUGAGUGGGCAAGAGACCUCGGUCAUGGUUUUUUACUCUUCAGUAAGUUUUGCAAUAUUAUUAUAUAACAGAUUCCUGACCAGUUACUGAGACUCUGUUUAAGCAACCACAAAACUCUUUCCCUGGAGAUCAAGGAGGAAACCUCAGGCAGAGUAGGAAACAGCAUCCCUGGGACCCACUGGACUUUUUGAAGGGCAGUUACCACCACACCAUGGGUCCCCUUCCAACUUCCCACAACUAGUGAAAAUUGCCUUUGUCACUGGAAAUUACAGUGGGAUUUGGGUCUCCAGAUUGUACAGAUGUCUUGAUGCAAACUUAGAAUGUCAGAAAUAUUUUUUAAAUGCCUGUUUUAAGAUGGAACCGAUGUUUUUAUAAUUUGAUUUUGGUGCUAAAUGAAUGAUCCACUUUGCACAUGAA
Orcinus orca (killer whale) is the source of this 3667-nucleotide messenger RNA. It is a transcript of the gene GINS3, whose product is annotated as GINS complex subunit 3. NCBI's taxonomy places the organism in Eukaryota, Metazoa, Chordata, Mammalia, Artiodactyla, Delphinidae. The record is from RefSeq and is a predicted model, not a curated record. The coding region runs from base 1497 to 2147 and encodes 216 amino acids. The transcript has 3 exons. Gene Ontology annotation, biological process: mitotic DNA replication initiation. Gene Ontology annotation, cellular component: GINS complex.